GACGGGCAUUGGAGAAGGGGCGGGACCAGACUAGGUCCUUCGCCGGUUCCGCACUGGACGGUCUCUGCAUUUGGCCAUGGCCGCUGGUUGUGUUCAGUUGUCUCGGCCUCUUUGCUCACAGAUUCUAGCAUCGGUCGAUACGCUGCUGUUUGACUGCGAUGGGGUGUUGUGGAGAGGGGAAAGCCCGAUCCCCGGGGCGGUACAGCUGAUUAACCGUCUGCAGGAGCAGGGGAAGCGGGUUUUCUUCCUAACCAACAACAGCACCAAGAGCCGGCAGAUGUACGGGGAGAAGCUGCGGGCUCUGGGCUUUCAGGCUCGGCCUGAGCAGGUCUUUGGCACCGCACCCUGCAGCGCGCUCUACCUGCGGCAAGAGGCCAGGCUCCGAGGAUCCGUCUACCUGAUCGGCGGCGCGACCCUCCGCGGGGAACUGCAGACCCAGGGCAUCGCCUGCUCCGGCUCCGGCCCGGGACCUGAGCUCACUCCUGGGCCUGGACCCACGCAGGUUUGGGCGGCCGAGCCCCUCGACCCCGCUGUGGGUGCCGUGCUGGUCGGCUUCGACGAGCAUUUCACUUACAUGAAGUUGUGCCGGGCCACCCGCUACCUGCAGAAUCCCGCCUGCAUCUUCCUGGCCACAAAUACCGACACCCUGCUCCCAUUGGAGGGAGGCGGGGUCCCGGGCACAGGCUGCUUGGUGAAGGCCAUUGAAGCAGCAUCGAAUCGCACUGCUCAUGUCAUCGGCAAGCCCAGCACCUUUAUGUUAGAGUGUAUGGUGAAAGAGCAUGGCAUCAAUCCAAGCAGGACGGUUAUGGUGGGAGAUCGGCUGGACACUGACAUCCUCAUGGGGUCUAACUGUGGACUCCGCACCAUCCUGACCCUGACUGGUGUUUCCACUCUGGAAGAGGCAAGGGCCCAUCAGGAAAGUAACUCCCCUGACCGCCACAAGCUGGUUCCCAGCUUUUAUGUGGAAAGUGUAGCUGACUUGCUUCCAGCACUUGAUUGACAAAAGCAGAGCAUCCUGUUGCUUUUAUGAAUGGAUUUUAUUUUAUCCUGAGUUAUCGUGUGUACUGUACGAUCACUGUAAGAUUCUGAAUACCUCUGCAAAAACAAAAUUAAAAAU
Messenger RNA from Carcharodon carcharias (great white shark), 1117 nucleotides. It is a transcript of the gene pgp, whose product is annotated as phosphoglycolate phosphatase. The coding region runs from base 77 to 1000 and encodes 307 amino acids. NCBI's taxonomy places the organism in Eukaryota, Metazoa, Chordata, Chondrichthyes, Lamniformes, Lamnidae. Gene Ontology annotation, molecular function: sn-glycerol 3-phosphatase activity. Gene Ontology annotation, cellular component: cytoplasm. The record is from RefSeq and is a predicted model, not a curated record. The transcript has 2 exons.